Penicillium riverlandense is the source of this 855-nucleotide messenger RNA. Its product is annotated as transcriptional regulator family TF. Lineage: Eukaryota; Fungi; Ascomycota; Eurotiomycetes; Eurotiales; Aspergillaceae. The transcript is spliced from 2 exons. Bases 1 to 855 code for a protein of 284 amino acids. The record is from RefSeq and is a predicted model, not a curated record.
AUGGCCCAAACGGAUCUCGUCUUUAUCAACGUCAAGGAGCCAAAGGACGCCCUCCAACUCGCCAAAACAUCCGAAAUCCGAUCUCAUGUAACGCGUUUGCAAUGGAAGAGAUUUGUGCGUCGUGAUAAAAGGCACCGGAAGAAGGCGUCGUUAUGUUCCCAGGAUCUGAACGGUGCGACGUGUUGGAAUGAAUCCGAUUCGCUCACUUCGACACUGCCACCAAUCUCGAUAUCGCCUCAAAUUGGCGGACUCAGAGUUGAUCCUUUCAAAUCAUAUCCUAUCUCGGACCGACCUGAGAUUCCCCUGCUCGUCGAUCACUACUUGAUGCACAUGGCAGUUGAUAUCCCUGAACUUGAUCUGCCUGGGAACCACGGCCUGUUAAGGACCAGUUGGUUCCCAUUAGUGAUGACCGAGCCCGCCUUGUUCUCGGUCAUCAUGCUUCUAGCUGCAUCGCACUAUGCUUCCCUACUGGGCAGCACUGAAGAAAUGAGGGCCAACCUCCUUGCUCUUCGUUAUGAAGCUGUAUUAUCCAUCAACCUCAGCCUUGAAGACCAGCAGCCCGGGACUAUAGGGGAUGCUCUAGUAGGGGCUAUAGCAAAGAUGGCUAGCUAUGAAGCCAUGUUCGGCAGCCUCGAGAAUUAUCAUAUUCACAUGCAGGGUCUCACCCGAGUCAUUAGCUUACGAGGGGGUUUUGCAUCACUCGGAUUGAAUGGCCUACUCCAUCGCAUCGUGAUCUGGAUUGACCGCAAUGCCGCUUUUCUGCAUGGAUCCGCGAUGUAUUUCCCAGUCGAUGGCUUCGUAUUAGGCAAACCUUUUCCCGAUCCGAAUCCCGGUCAUUUUCUCGGAAGCUCGUGA